Molecule: messenger RNA, 1414 nt
Organism: Nelumbo nucifera (sacred lotus)
Lineage: Eukaryota; Viridiplantae; Streptophyta; Magnoliopsida; Proteales; Nelumbonaceae
Source: RefSeq, a predicted model, not a curated record
GAAUGUAAUCAAAUAUACUUGUUUUCUGAUAACUAUGAACUCUAUAUGUAAUCUGUAAAACCCAACCCAGUAUUUCUUUCUCUCUCCCUCUCUUUCAAUUCAAGGUUCAAGCUCCUUUUCUUCUUCGGUCUCUUUUUUCAAAGAUUCAAGGCCCCCUCGAGCCUCGAUCAUGGAGCUGGCGAUAAGAUCGCGAUUCUGAUUCCCAUGUGAGCAAAGACUGUCUUUCUUUGGACCCAUUUGCCUAUAUCGCAAAAAUUUUCACUUGCUCUCUGCUGUUAUUAGUUCUCUCCUUCGAUCUCUUUUUUUUUUCUUCUUUCUCUUCUGUUUCGCUGUAUUGUCCUUUUGUUCUGUGUAUACCGGAAUUUCUGCUGUUGAAAGAGCUCACGAGAUUCUCAUGGACGAAGAUGAUCCAUUUAGUGCGAUACGCGUCGAUAUGAACCGAUAGAGCGGCAAAGAGAAGCAAGAACAUCGGUGGGUCUUCUGAGAGAAGCAAUGGAGAGUGUGGAGAGAGGAAACAGGUGGAAGAAUCUGAGGGAACGGCUGGGCUUGAAGGGAAUAGGCUGCUGUGGAGCCACCUGGGGCUUCAGGCCUUCCAAUAUGAGCAUAAGAGAAGACGACGAUGACUACGUCGACUACGAUUACUACUACGUAGACCAGCCACGCCACGAACAGGAAGAGGUAACACUGGGCGGAGAUCAGAUGCCAGCGGCAGAGAACGGCUUGGGAUACCCAUCGUGUGCGGGUCAAAGUCAGAUUCCGGCGAGGUCGGGGAUGAACUUGGCGACGGCGUUGGCAGCGGAGCGUCACUUGAGAGCAGGUCAAGAUUUGGAGCUGGUGGUCCCCAGUGAGAACAGUGCAACCGGAACCACAGGGACGGAUGGUGAUGGUGGUGGUGUGGCCGGAACACCGUUGAGGGUAUCGCUGAUGAGAUUGCUGGAAGAAGCGGACGGCGUAGAUAGAGAGAGGGAGAAAGGAGGAAGAGGAGGAGGAGGGGGGAGCGAUGGGGUGUGCUGCGUGUGCAUGGGGAGAAGGAAAGGUGCGGCAUUCAUCCCAUGUGGGCACACGUUUUGCAGGGUGUGUUCGAGGGAGCUGUGGUUAAAUCGAGGUUCGUGUCCCCUUUGUAACCGUUCUAUCCUUGAGAUUCUCGACAUCUUCUAGAUUCAUCCUUUUUCUGUCUUUGGGAUUCGUGAUUCUGUUUUGAAUUGAUGGAUGGAUCAUGGAUGUAUGUAGUGUUGGGAGAGGAGAGCCGAGAGGUGAGUCUGCUCAUCUGCUGUCUGCGUCUGCCCUCUUUGGCCCUUGUUUUAUUUCCCUUUUUUUCUAAAUUUCAAUUUCAAUAUUUGUUGCAAAUAUGUACCGUCGAUUUGUUUGGUAUUUGCGUAUUUUUCUUCAAAACCUUUUUUUAAUUCUUUUCUUA